Messenger RNA from Enhydra lutris kenyoni (northern sea otter), 2401 nucleotides. Its product is annotated as solute carrier family 2 member 2. Lineage: Eukaryota; Metazoa; Chordata; Mammalia; Carnivora; Mustelidae. The transcript has 12 exons. The record is from RefSeq and is a predicted model, not a curated record. Gene Ontology annotation, biological process: D-glucose transmembrane transport. The coding region runs from base 71 to 1645 and encodes 524 amino acids. Gene Ontology annotation, cellular component: membrane; brush border.
UGCUGGCCAGUUGCAUGGGCCACACUCACCCCAGGACUUGGAAUUAAGAGGAGGACUCUCAACCGAUAAAAUGACAGAAGAUAAGAUCACCAGGACCUUGGUUUUCACUGUCUUCACUGCUGUACUGGGUUCCUUCCAGUUUGGAUAUGACAUUGGUGUGAUCAAUGCACCUCAAGAGGUAAUAAUAUCCCAUUAUGGAUACAUUUUGGGUAUUCCACUGGAUGACCGAAAAGCUAUCAACAACUAUACUAUCAACAGUACAAAGGAAAUAACCACAGUCCCAUACCUAGGGGAUUCAAUACCAACACCUUUGGCAGAGGAAGAGACUACAGCAUCUACCAGCCUCAUCACCAUGCUCUGGUCUUUGUCUGUGUCUAGCUUUGCCGUUGGUGGAAUGAUUGCAUCAUUCUUUGGUGGGUGGCUAGGAGAUCAGCUUGGAAGAAUCAAAGCCAUGUUGGUAGCAAACAUUCUCUCAUUAGUUGGAGCUCUCCUGAUGGGGUUUUCAAAACUGGGACCAUCUCACAUUCUUAUAAUUUCAGGAAGAAGCAUAUCAGGACUCUACUGUGGACUAAUUUCAGGCUUGGUUCCAAUGUACAUUGGUGAAAUUGCUCCAACCACACUCAGGGGUGCUCUUGGCACACUUCACCAGCUGGCCAUUGUCACGGGCAUUCUUAUUAGUCAGAUUGUUGGCCUCAACUUUAUCCUGGGCAAUCAUGAGCGAUGGCAUAUCCUUCUUGGUUUGUCUGCUGUGCGAGCCAUCAUCCAGUCUCUGCUGCUCUUCUUCUGUCCAGAAAGUCCCAGGUACCUUUACAUCAAGAUGGAUGAAGAAGUCAAAGCAAAGAAAAGCUUGAAAAGACUCAGAGGAGGUGUUGAUGUCACCAAAGACAUCACUGAGAUGAGAAAAGAAAAAGAAGAAGCAUCCAGUGAACAGAAAGUCUCCAUAAUUCAGCUCUUCACCAAUUCCAGCUACCGACAGCCUAUUCUAGUAGCACUGAUGCUGCACGUGGCUCAGCAAUUUUCUGGAAUCAAUGGGAUCUUUUACUACUCAACCAGCAUUUUUCAGACAGCUGGAAUCAGCCAACCUGUUUAUGCAACCAUUGGAGUUGGUGCCAUCAACAUGGUUUUCACUGCUGUCUCUGUAUUCCUUGUGGAGAAGGCAGGGCGACGCUCUCUGUUUCUAAUAGGAAUGAGUGGGAUGUUUGUCUGUGCCAUCUUCAUGUCCGUGGGACUUGUACUACUGGAUAAGCUGGCUUGGAUGAGUUAUGUGAGCAUGGUAGCCAUUUUCCUCUUCGUCAGUUUCUUCGAGAUUGGGCCUGGCCCCAUCCCUUGGUUCAUGGUGGCAGAGUUCUUCAGUCAAGGACCACGGCCUGCUGCUUUAGCAAUAGCUGCAUUUAGCAACUGGACAUGCAAUUUCAUUGUAGCUCUGUGUUUCCAAUACAUUGCGAAAUUCUGUGGACCUUAUGUGUUUUUCCUCUUUGCUGGAGUGGUCCUGGUCUUUACUCUGUUUACAUUUUUCAAAGUCCCAGAAACCAAAGGAAAGUCCUUUGAGGAAAUUGCAGCAGAAUUCCGAAAGAAGAGUAGCUCAGCUAAAGUGCCAAAAGCUGCUGUGGAAAUGGAAUUCCUUGGAGCUACAGAGACUGUGUAAAGAUAACCUGCUUUUUUGACAAGAACAGAAACAGGAAGAAAGUUGUGUGUUUUUAAUUGAUGAUUCUUUGAGAAUUUUAUAUCCAUGUCUUAAAGAAUUGUUUUAUUUUUUUAGAGAGCUUUUAUGGGCUCUUCUCAGAAAUGUCAUAAAAAUUACCAAAGAAAGUAUUUUUUUUUUAAGUUAGAGCAUCUAUUUUUGAUAGUAAGAUUCUAUAAUUAAAUGAACCAAAAAGUCUAGCUUAUUUUACUACAACAAAGAGCAAGUACAUUAUAAUGUUCGAGCUCUAUUCUUUAUAAUGAGGUUCUCCUGAAAUGGAAGCAGUUCCAAUGUAUCAUGUUAUUGCUUCAUUAAGCACGUGACUGGAAACCUGAAGCUGCAACUCAUUUACAUAUUUGAAUACGAUUAUGUUUGCAUUUUCUUACCCACAGACCUCAUACUAAAGGAGCUUUGGCUAGUGGUAAUAAGGUCCAUGUUAAAAUUGAUAAAUUUUCUAUUUUCUCCCACUUAGCCUUUUCUUUAUUAGAAUUUUUAUUUUGUUUAAAAUUUUAUUUUUUUCUGUCUUUUCAUGUGGAAUGGUUUAUUGAGUAUAUUAAGAUAUAUAUGUUUAUAAAGAAAAACUUUUGUUUUUGGUAGGCUUACCAAAUCUUCUGGGACUCAGAAAAAAAAAAAAGUUAGUUCCUUUGCUUGAUGACCAAAUAAUUCUUCUAAGAUUAAAUACUGAAAAGAUUUUUACCAGUCAUAUAGCUUUUUAAUAUU